AUCUUGGUGCCUGCACUGUCUGCCCCCCCCCCCCCCGCCAAAAAGGAUGGCUGUCCAGACGCCUCCUCUCGCCGCCAUCCCCAAUCCCUUUAAGGAAGCAACCCGAGGGGCGUAGAGGAGGAUUCCGCUUUUCCGUGCCAGCUUUGGCGAAAGGAGCGGCGCCGAGGCUCGCUCCCCCUUCUGCUUAAUAAGGCAAGGGAGGACCCCAAGAUGGCGGCGACCGCUGCUGUGGCGGCGACCGCCUCAGAACAGAGAAACGUGAGGAGAGCCCCGCAAGCACCCUGUGCAGAGAAGAGUCUUGUGCAAAGCUCUAAUGGCCCCAUGAAGAAGUCCAUGCGUGAGAAGGCUGUGGAGCGGAGGAACAUUAACAAAGAACAUAAUAGCAACUUCAAAGCUGGAUAUAUUCCCAUUGAUGAAGAUCGGCUGCACAAAACUGGCUUACGGGGCCGAAAAGGCAAUUUGGCUAUUUGUGUGAUCAUCCUGCUUUUUAUUUUGGCUGUCAUCAAUUUGAUUAUCACACUUGUCAUUUGGACUGUGAUUCGUAUUGGGCCCAAUGGCUGCGACAGCAUGGAGUUUCAUGAGAGUGGCUUACUGCGAUUUAAGCAAGACUCUGACAUGGGAAUUAUACAUCCGUUGUAUAAGAGCACAGUGGGAGGCCGGCGUAAUGAAGAUUUGGUGAUUGUUGGAGAGAACCAACCAAUUGUGUUUCAGCAAGGGGAAACAAAACUCAGCAUUGAAACAGAUAAAACUUUAAUUACCAGUGAUAUCGGUAUGGAAUUUGUUGACCCACGGACACAGAACACGUUGUUCAGCACUGACUACAAUACUCAUGAAUUUCAUUUGCCAAGUGGAGUAAAAACUCUGAAUGUCCAAAGAGCAUCUACCGAGAGGGUUACCAGCAAUGCGACCAGUGAUCUAAAUAUAAAAACUGAUGAGCGUGCUGUUGUCCGUGGAAAUGAAGGAGUUUUCAUUAUGGGCAAAUCAAUCGAAUUUCAUAUGGGAGGCGAUCUGGAACUCAGGGCUGACAACAGCAUUAUCCUAAAUGGAAGCGUGGUAGUCAAUACAACCCGACUGCCAAGUUAUUCUUAUGGAGAACAGUUUAAUAAUGGCGAUUGGGAGCGCUACAAGCUUUGCAUGUGUUUUGACGGGACUCUCUUCCGUGUUCCAGUGAAGAGCCGCAACAUGGGUUGUCAAACCUCAGUUAAUCCAUGUGGUAAUACAUAUUAAAUGCAAUGCCAGCACAUGGCUGAAAGACCCUUGUAUUUAUCGAGUUGGAUUCUAUCAGUUUUUCCAUUUGUGCAAGAGGAAAGAGGGGCUACUUUUGACCUCUAAGGAAGUUGUGCUUGGAAUCAUGGGACAUAGGGUGGGACUACAAAGGGCAUCAAGUUAGACCACACAUCUUGUGCCCGUGGAAAAGCUGAUAGGAUACAAUCCACUGUUUAAAGAGUUGCAUGUUUGAUAAGGAUUCCUUUUUUUUUACAGCAGUUUGUAGAAGUAUUAUUUGGAUUUUUUAAUGCAAGAUACUGCAUUUUAACAAUAUUACAUCAUGUCAAUGAGCUUGUUUAAAAUGGCUAUUUAUGCUAAAUUAGACUGCAUUUCGGUAAAAUAGCUAGGCACAAGCCUGGUAUACUUUGUUAUAUUGGGUCUGAAAUUAUUACUAAUGGGUCUGAAAUUAUUACUAAAGGCUUUAUGCAGUUACUUGCAUUUUCCAACUUUUAUUUUUCCAAGUCUCCAUCAGGAGAGAGAAUCUUUCAGCUCUUUCCUUUGAUCCCAGAGGCAUUGAGGCAUCUUUUGUCUUUUGCAUUUCUGCAUGCUCUGCAUUCUGAAGAUAACUGACCGUGACCAUGCCAUACUGAAUGUAAAAGACUUAAGUAUUUUAAAAAUGAUUGCCGAUUAUCGGGUAAUCCAUUUUGCCUUCGCUUAGGUUCUCUUCCUGUUACAGGCAGGGGCACUUCCUUCCUCCAGCAUAACACCCCUUAUAGAUGUUUAAAUGGCUACAUAAUAAAGGAUACAAAAUUGAAUGUUAUUUAUAUAAAAAAACUAGCUUCUUGGCUGAACUGUUUAAUACAGACCCUUCUGUGAACUCUUGCUUUAU
Sphaerodactylus townsendi is the source of this 2095-nucleotide messenger RNA. RefSeq names its product sarcoglycan beta (gene SGCB). NCBI's taxonomy places the organism in Eukaryota, Metazoa, Chordata, Lepidosauria, Squamata, Sphaerodactylidae. The transcript has 7 exons. Gene Ontology annotation, biological process: muscle organ development. Gene Ontology annotation, cellular component: sarcoglycan complex; sarcolemma. Bases 211 to 1227 code for a protein of 338 amino acids. The record is from RefSeq and is a predicted model, not a curated record.